GGAGUCCUGCGGCCGCGGGUCCGGCCGUAAAUUUGUCCGAGACGUCGUAAUGGCUUGUGGUGCCUCACUUGACAGUUGGGCUCUGGCUUCCGCACCGAGCAGACCGCGCGUGUAGCUGCUCCUGGCCUCAUUUUUGUCGUAGAAAGUUACCUUCAGGAAGUGAUGUUAAGGAAUGACUCGCGGAAAUCAGAGUGUGCUCGUCAUUUUUAUUCUUGCGCUGAACUUGAGUUCGGGCAACGCGGCUCCUUUCCUCUCUCGCCUGCUGAGCUACGUGACGGGCGGGGACACCGUGGCAGCCGCUGCUCAGGACGACACAGCCAGCAGCGGCAACAGGCGCUUCAUCAAGUCGCUCAAGUCGCACAAAGACGUGAAAUACUCGGACUACAAGCAUGGCUACGAGGACGAGGAUGACAAGUACGAUACUUACUACGUACACAUCCCUCCUGAAGGCUACCGUGAUGAUCCUCACAAGUAUAAACCUCUCUACAACCAUGCCGAUGGUGUCGACGUAUGGGAGUUGCCACCGUUCUGGGACGGUCGACUGAUCAUGCCUAACUUCGUGCCUGAGAUCCAACAUCCUCCAAAACCCAUCAAGAAAGACGAGAGGAUCGUCAAGGGUUGGGACAACAGGUAUGGACUGCGCCUCGCCAUUCCUUACAUCGGGGACUUCCAAUACCUCAGGGAAAUGGGACCUGGGGACUUCAUUCCUCAGCUGGGACCUGGAAAAUUCGAGUACCCGGGACCCGGAGAAGUUGACAACCCUGGCCACAAAGAAUACGACCCCUACCCCCCCGAGCUGUACCACACCACCACCCCCCCUCCCCCCGUGCUCGACCUCACCGCCUUCGAGGGCCUGCAGAACUACCCGUGGUACUCCAGGAGAUGAUAUAUAUACCACCCGUGUACUCCAGGAGAUGAUAUAUAUACUACCCGUGUACUCCAGGAGAUGAUAUAUAUACUACCCGUGUACUCCAGGAGAUGAUAUAUAUACUACCCGUGGUACUCCAGGAGAUGAUAUAUAUAGUGAAAAUAUAUAUAUAUCCGUCAUCAGGAGUUCCGUGAUCAGGAGUUCCGUGAUCACGAGUUCCGUGAUCACGGAACUCGUGAUCACGAGUUCCGUGAUCAGGAGUUCCGUGAUCAGGAGUUCCGUGAUCAGGAGUUCCGUGACCGUAAGUCCCACGAUAUUAGUUGUUUGACAGGAAUUAUGGUUAUAUUUUUCGGGCUUAUCUCUCCCCUGCAUUAUAAAAGUUCAUGUCUACUCAGUUAUAAAUCUCACCAUCACAUACGUGAUUCUUUAGCAAUGUUACAAUUUCUUUCUGACUUAAAGAAUUCUUUUAAAAUGUGUUAAUAAAACGUAAAAGAUUUCCAUCAACGUUAUAUAUAAAACAUUUAAGAUAAUGAACAUAAUUUUAGGUUUGGAAAAUACCAAAGUUUUUAAUGUGAUGCAGAUGAUGCUAAAGAUGAUCGUUAUCAGGUCUAUAAUUGGAGUAUAAUAUAUUUUAAAUAUUAUACUAUAUACGCUAUAUAU
Hyalella azteca is the source of this 1528-nucleotide messenger RNA. RefSeq lists its product as uncharacterized. NCBI's taxonomy places the organism in Eukaryota, Metazoa, Arthropoda, Malacostraca, Amphipoda, Hyalellidae. Bases 173 to 886 code for a protein of 237 amino acids. The transcript is spliced from 6 exons. The record is from RefSeq and is a predicted model, not a curated record.